AUGUCACCGGUACCGCUGCUGCUGGUGUUGUUUCUGCUGGUGGAUCCCACCACAGCCACGCUGAUCCGGAUCCCUCUUCGGCGGGUGCACCCUGGACUCGGCGUCAACUCCCUGAGGGCAUGGCCACCAGAACACCCAAGGCUGGGAGCCCUGUCUCCUGGGAACCGUUCCACUUCUGUCCUUCUUUCUAACUACAUGAAUGUACAAUAUUUUGGAGAAAUUGGGCUGGGAACGCCCCCACAAAACUUCUCUGUCCUCUUUGACACCGGCUCCUCCAACCUCUGGGUCCCGUCGGCAAGAUGCCACCUCUUCAGCCUGCCCUGCUGGUUCCACCACCGCUUCAACCCCAAAGCUUCCAGCUCCUUCCGGCCCAAUGGGACCAGGUUUGCCAUUCAGUAUGGAACUGGACGGCUCAGUGGUAUCCUAAGUGAGGACAAGCUGACUAUUGGGAAUCUGAAGGGUGCAUCGGUGGUUUUUGGAGAGGCCCUGUGGGAGCCCAGCCUCGUCUUUACUUUUGCCCACUUUGAUGGGAUACUGGGCCUGGCUUUUCCUAUUCUGGCCAAGGAAGGCGUUCGGCCCCCGCUGGACGUACUGGUGGACCGGGGGCUCCUGGACAAGCCUGUUUUUUCCUUCUACCUCAACAGGGACCCCGAAGGGGCUGAUGGAGGAGAGCUGGUCCUGGGGGGCUCGGACCCGGCACACUACAUCCCACCCCUCACCUUUGUGCCGGUCACUGUCGCAGCCUUCUGGCAGAUCCACGUGGAGAGAGUGAAGGUGGGCACCGCCUUGAAUCUCUGUGCCCAGGGCUGUGCUGCCAUUCUAGACACAGGCACGUCCCUCAUCACGGGACCCUCUGAGGAGAUCCAGGCCCUAAACUCAGCCAUUGGAGGUACCACUCUGCUGACGGGACAGUAUCUUAUCAACUGCUCGAAAAUCCCAACUCUCCCUCCAGUCUCCUUCCAGCUUGGAGGAGUCUGGUUUAACCUCACGGGCCAAGAUUAUGUCCUUCAGAUUGCUCGGUUUGGAAUCCAUUUCUGCCUGUCCGGCUUCCAAGCUCUGGACAUACGUUCGCCCGAGGGGCCCUUCUGGAUCCUCGGCGACGUCUUCUUGGGGAGUUACGUGGCUGUCUUCGACCGCGGGAACAGCAGAGGUGGAGCCCGAGUAGGGCUGGCACGCGCUCGUCCUCGCGGGGCGGGGCGGCGAGGGCUUGGGGCUGCGCAGGCGCAGUUCUCCGGGCGACGCCCUGGUUAGCCGCUCGCUGCCCAGAGCUGCCGGGGCUGGGUCACCCCUCCCCCCAACGCCAGCCCCGGAUCCCCCAUCCCCGCCCCGCCACGACUUUGGGCACCGCCUACUCCCGCCGCAGCCCCAGCCGCAGCCGCUGGCCCCGCCCCAGGCCCCUGCGCCUGCGCCCUGCAGCUCUUCGGCUAG
Messenger RNA from Orycteropus afer afer, 1428 nucleotides. Lineage: Eukaryota; Metazoa; Chordata; Mammalia; Tubulidentata; Orycteropodidae. The record is from RefSeq and is a predicted model, not a curated record.